Molecule: messenger RNA, 1290 nt
Organism: Cimex lectularius (bed bug)
Lineage: Eukaryota; Metazoa; Arthropoda; Insecta; Hemiptera; Cimicidae
Gene: Polr1E
Exons: 7
Coding region: 79-1242 (387 amino acids)
Biological process (GO): RNA polymerase I preinitiation complex assembly; nucleolar large rRNA transcription by RNA polymerase I; transcription elongation by RNA polymerase I
Cellular component (GO): RNA polymerase I complex
Molecular function (GO): DNA binding
Source: RefSeq, a predicted model, not a curated record
UAAACAAGUAGACAAGCACGUUGGAGGUGGUUGAUGUGUAAUUUGUAUUUUUAAUUGUAUUUAUUAUUUUUAACGAAAAUGUCUCAGCGAGAUUCUUGUGUAAUAAACAAAGUGCUGAAAGGAAAUAGUCUGCUUACUCCGAAUAUAAUUAGCUUUGAUUAUGGCGCCCUGACAAAGCAAGAUGUUCCCAGUAUUCAGUGUGAAAUGUAUGUCGACAAAGAAAAUAUGACCGACAAGACACUUGCUUUAUCGAAGCAGAGCAAACGUUACAUGGGAAAGCCCGAAAACAUUCAAAACGCUCUGUGCCAGACUAUUCUUCUUAUAAGGAAUAAGAAGACGAACGAGGCCAGGGUUAUACCCUUCGAAUCGUGCACUCUUUUAAACAUAAAUCCAAAAAAGAGAAAAUUGAUGGCGGAAUCUUUCAACAUACAAUUGAACUACAAAGAUGGCAUAAAUACUCUUUCGAAAGCGUUUGGUUCAAAAAAAUCUAAACGUAUAACAGAAAUGCAACAAAGAAUGGAUCGUACCAACCAAAUGAUAGAAGCUGACAUGACCCAGGAAAUGGGAGAUAUUACAUUUGAUGAAAUUGACAAUACUGCAAAAGGCGCUGAACAGGCGAUUCUUAAUUUACUACCUCCUUGUAAUAGAAAUGCAUCUAAUUUGUGUGAUGUGUAUCCUGUUGAGAAAUUGCUUUCCGCAGAAGAACAGGAAACUUUAAAAUCGGCAGCACAACAUUUGAUGAACAAUCCUCCUGCGGAAUCUGAUCAGAUAACUAACUACUUUUUAUAUUCUCAAUAUCAACUUCUUGGACCUAAUCCUUCGAUUUCAAGCCUUAACUUACUUGUUUAUGGUAAUGCGAUUGUUAAAUUCCUUAAUAUGUCUGCGGCUGAAGUGAAAUUGAAGAAUUGUGCAAAUAAGAUUUGCCCAUUUUCAAAUAUUAUAGCAAAUAAAAUUUUAAAUGAAUUCACUAUUCAGUCUGAGCAGGGAAGAUCGAGGCCUUUGGAAUUAAAAGAUAAAGCUCUCAGCCAUGUGUUAGUAAUAAUGCUCUUAUUAAAUAAUUACACAGUCAAAUUAGACUUGUUAACAUCCUCUGUUAAAGGAUUUGGAAUCACCAAACUUCAAUGGUUUGUCAAGUUACUAGGUUUAUCUUCAUUGGGCGGGUCAAGCAAGCAAUAUGUAUUAAAAUUACCAUUGCCACCAUUGCCUGUUGUUAAGAAAGCACGAAAGAUCAGUAAGAAAUGAUAUUCGAAAUAUUUGUCAUUAUAUAAAAAAAUAAACAUUUUAUUUUAA